UUGCAACUUGCAAGUGGGAAUUAACAAACCAAAAAAGUUAAACUUUCUGCAUCCCAAAAACACAUCCCUCCUUUGAAAUUUAAGUUUAUAACUGCAUAAUUCUGGGAACUGGGGUUUUCAAGCUAAUUUUAACCUUCUAAAGUGAACUGGGAACUGAUUAUUAAGGUUUGUUGAUGAAUCAAUUUCUGAAAAUUAAUACUUCUGUGGGGAAGUUAAUUGGUUCACCAUAUGAAAACAUGUUAAGCUAGUCUUGAACUUAAUUGGUGAACUUAGAACUAUUAUAGAAGCUAAUGGAAGAAAAGGAUCUCUAUAGACAACCAUAGGAGAUAGAUUCUUGGUUCGUGCCCGAGCCUCGUCCUUUUGGGAUUAAGGAUUUGGUGGUGGUGGUGGUGGUGUUGCUAGUGUUGAUUUUUAGAAUUUUUAAUGGGUAUUGAGUAUUCUGUUCAAUUCCAAAAGCUUUGUCAAAUCGAAGCUAGGAGGAGUUUAAUUAUAGUGGGUAUUGUUGCUAUUGCCUAUGUGAUGCUUCAAUUCUUUAUGCUGCCCUAUGGGAAUGCACUUAGAUUCCUACUUCCGGAUAAUCAAGUUUUUCUUAGUGCCAAAAGCGGCUUUUCAUCUAACCAAUCAUUGGUUAAAGCGGAAAAGGAGGGUGAGAUUAAUCCUUCAAGCUUUAUAGAAGCGGUUAGAGAAGAUGAUAAGAGUCAUGAUGAUGAUAAUGUUAGUGAGGAUGAGCUGGAUGACAAUGUGUCAAAGGAGUUAGAUAUUGCAUCGGAGGCUAAUGACCAAGAUGAAUCUCUAGGACCUGACAAGCCUUUGAAGUUUUUGGAUGUCAUGGUGGAUAAUAGCUCCAAGGUGGAGGCGGAUAAUGCUGGAAAAAGUGAGCUGAUAGUGGGACUGGAAGAUCGGAAUUCAUUUGACAGUGGUUUGGAGUUGAAUGAGAGUUCUAGUUUUCACGGAAAUGAAAAUGUUGAGAGUUGGAACCAAGCAAAUCAUAUACAACCUGAAAAUGUGAAGAAGCUCCCAGAUAGUGAUCUUGCUGUUCCAAAGAAUGAUUCAGAAGUGAUGAGUGUUCGUCAGAGGAAGAAGGCGAGACCUGGAAUGCCUCCAUUAUCAGUGACACCCAUAGUCAAGAUGAAUCAGAUAUUAGCUCGGCACCUUGCCUCUUCUAGCAAAAUGUAGAAACCUCAAUGGUCGACUCUCCAUGACUGUGACAAGGAAAUUUUUGAUGCAAAAUCAAAGAUUGUCAAUCCUGCUGUGUCUGAUGUUGACAAGGCACUUCAUGCUCCUGUUUUC
Messenger RNA from Chenopodium quinoa (quinoa), 1290 nucleotides. RefSeq lists its product as uncharacterized. The record is from RefSeq and is a predicted model, not a curated record. The transcript is spliced from 3 exons. Lineage: Eukaryota; Viridiplantae; Streptophyta; Magnoliopsida; Caryophyllales; Amaranthaceae. Bases 424 to 1176 code for a protein of 250 amino acids.